Molecule: messenger RNA, 2236 nt
Organism: Scomber scombrus (Atlantic mackerel)
Lineage: Eukaryota; Metazoa; Chordata; Actinopteri; Scombriformes; Scombridae
Gene: ush1c
Product: Usher syndrome 1C
Exons: 20
Coding region: 113-1774 (553 amino acids)
Biological process (GO): sensory perception of sound; inner ear morphogenesis; inner ear receptor cell stereocilium organization
Cellular component (GO): cilium; stereocilium tip; photoreceptor inner segment
Molecular function (GO): protein binding
Source: RefSeq, a predicted model, not a curated record
GACCACCAGCUUACCACGGCUAGCUUGACGCACUGACCCCGGUCCAGUCCUGUCAAACUUCACCGACACAGGCGUUUCACUUCGGGCUGCUGUUGGCUGCUGUGUCCUGACGAUGGAGCGGAAAGUUGCUCGGGAAUUUCGGCAUAAGGUGGAGUUGCUGAUUGAGAAUGAGGCAGAGAAGGACUACCUAUACGAUGUCCUCCGCAUGUAUCACCAGUCGAUGGAUUUGCCGGUGCUUAUUGGGGACUUGAAGCUGGUAAUCAAUGAACCAAAGCGUUUGCCCCUGUUUGAUGCUAUCCGACCUCUGAUCCCACUCAAACACCAGGUGGAGUACGACCUGAAAACCCCUAAGAGGUCACGGAAGCUCAAAGAGGUGCGUUUGGAUCGGAUGAAUCGUGAUGGACUGGGACUGAGUGUCCGCGGAGGGCUGGAGUAUGGCUGUGGUCUCUACAUCUCACAGAUUGUUAAAGACGGUCAGGCUGGGAAUGUCGGCCUUCAGGUUGGCGAUGAGAUUGUUCGCAUCAACGGAUACUCCAUCUCCUCCUGUAUCCACGAGGAGGUCAUCAGUCUCAUCAAGACGAAGAAGACUGUGUCACUCAAAGUCAGACAUGUUGGGAUGAUUCCAGUAAAAAGCUCUUCAGAUGAACCCCUCAAGUGGCAAUUUGUUGACCAGUUUGUGUCUGAGUCUGGGGAGAAAAAAAGCAGCAUUGCAGGCUUGACGUCCCUUGGAGGGAAGGAGAUCAAAGAGAAGAAGGUUUUCCUUAGCCUUGUGGGUACCACGGGUAUGGGCAUUAGCAUCUCCAGUGGACCGUCACAGAAACCUGGCAUCUACAUCAGUAACGUCAAGUCAGGCUCCCUUUCUGCAGAAGUUGGGCUUCAGGUUGGAGACCAGAUCGUGGAAGUAAAUGGAGUGGAUUUCACCAAUACGGACCACAGAGAGGCUGUGAAAGUCCUGAAGAGCAGCAGAAGUCUGACUAUUACUGUCCUGACAGGAGCUGGCAGUGAAUUGUUUAUGACAGAUGAGGAGCGUUUGGCAUUGGAGGCCCGCAGGGAGCUUGAAAGACAGGAGCUGAUGCAUCAGAAGAAGGUGGCACUGGAGACCAACAAAAUCCUUAAAGAGCAGCAGGAGAAGGAGAGGCAGAGAAAGAUGGAGAUCUCUCAGAAAGCUGCAGAGGAAGAAGAGCGCUAUAAGAAGGAGAUGGAGAAGAUUGACUCUAUGGAGAAGAAACACCACAGAGAGUGGGAGGAGGACUGGGGAACCAAAGACAGGCCUAAAAGCCCAAAGAGCCCUUCUCCCCCACCUGAGAUGAAAAGUUCCCCCACUCCAAAGACCAAGAGUUCUCUUGAAGAAGCCAGCUCCUUCACAGAGGAAGAUGAAGAGGAAGAGCAGGACGGAGAAGGCUUUCAGAAAUAUGAGGAAGACUUUGAUCCCUUCUCAAUGUUCUCCUCGGACCAGAUAGCCGGGCGAGAUGUGAGACUGCUGAGAAUCAAAAAGGUGGGACAGCUUGACCUGGCUCUGGAGGGGGGUGCAGACUCUCCCUUGGGGAAGUUAGUGAUAUCGUCUGUGUAUGAAGGGGGAGCUGCAGAUAAGCACGGUGGCGUUGUACCCGGGGAUGAGCUUAUGGCUGUGAAUGGGAAGAUCCUGAUUGAUGCCACAUUGACUGAAGGACAAAACUCUCUGGCUCGAGCUUGGAGUAGUGGAGGGGACUGGAUUGAUGUUGUGAUUGCAGUGUCCCCUCCAAAAGAGUAUGAAGAUGAAGUAACGUUCUUCUAGUUUCAUUAACAACCUGCCAUUAAAACCAGACUGAUUAAGAAGAAAGAGCCCUUAAUUCUUGUGGAUUCCUUCAGGGUACAUCAUCUCUUUAAUCACAUUAGAAUAAUAAUACUAUUUCCUCUUCAUCGUUGCCUGUAAAAGAAACUCACAAUGGUCUUCUUGCUUUUACUUUGUAAUACGCUGGGAUCUUUGAAAAUAAGGGGUCUUGACACACAGUCAAUAUGCAUUCUCACUGUGUUGAUUCGUGAAGGAUGCUCCUGUCAAUAUGUACGUGUCUCCAAUAAUCCCCUUCACCUCUGUCGAGCCUGGACAUGAAACCGGGGAACUCAUUUAGAUACGCACCUUUAGACAUGUGUCUCAUCUGUCAAUGUAACAAAAAAGGGGCAAGUAACAGCAGUAAAAGUGUAAUCAGUAUCACCUCCAUGAUCUGCCUUUUCAAAGCCUAAUAAAGGAACACUUAUA